This is a messenger RNA of Linum tenue, 378 nucleotides long. The record is from the annotation of a GenBank genome assembly. Lineage: Eukaryota; Viridiplantae; Streptophyta; Magnoliopsida; Malpighiales; Linaceae.
AUGGUUAUCCACAAAAAGUUACAAUUCGCGGCGGUUUUAUUAGCGACAGUGGUAGCAGCUUUAGCGACCAAUCAGCCCGAUAAUCUCCCCAACGAGCUGACGGUUCAUGUUAUCAGCAACUUGAGGGACAAAAUACUGAUAGUGCAUUGCCAAUCCGAAAGCUUCGAUCUCGGUGCCCGUGUGCUCGAGAUCGGGCGCGGCUUCAGUUGGGGCUUCAGGCGGAAGUUCAAUACCCAUUUCAGGUGCGAUCUCGCGGUUGAAGAUAAGCGUCUUACUGUCGAUGCAUUCGUGAAUGGCGGCACAUAUCGAAAAUACAUAUAUGUCCGGGAUUCUGGGGUUUACGGGGAGGAUCUCAUUGCUGUGUGGAGGCAAAUUUGA